AUGUCCCGCCGUCCCGCGCAAGAGAGCGAGAAGUCGUCGCUACCGAAGACAGACAUCAUCCUGCCCAUGUCCCGCAGAGCCGGCGAAGACUGGAUGGCCCUCAUCGUGUCCCGUACCAAGUCCCACGAGUUCCGCAAGGUCCGCUAUCCACCCACACUCCGGCGUAUCUGGUUCUACGAGACCGCGCCCAUCUCUGCCAUCCGGUAUAUAUGCGAUGUCGGCAGCCCUGUCGUCCGGCCACCCAAGCACAAUCUCCCGCCAGCCUCUUCAUCUGCACCCUCCCGCGGUAGACGAAACUUCCUCCCCGAAGAUGGAAGCACCGGGAACUCGGACUACAACGCAUACCAUCCAGACUACGCCGGCUAUGACUACGCGUACCCCAUACUCUCAUGCACAAAGCUGGCGGUACCGGUCGACCUGGCGCAAAUGAAGGACACCUUUGGGAUCAAGGGCGCGCCGAGGGGGAUGGUUUUCGUGCCUGAUGCGAUGAGGGAGGCGGUGGAACUGCAGGAACAGGAGAAAGUGUGGUAG
Molecule: messenger RNA, 531 nt
Organism: Dioszegia hungarica
Lineage: Eukaryota; Fungi; Basidiomycota; Tremellomycetes; Tremellales; Bulleribasidiaceae
Exons: 2
Coding region: 1-531 (176 amino acids)
Source: RefSeq, a predicted model, not a curated record